CGAUCCGUCGGGCGAAAGCCGGGAGGAAGCGUGUGCCUCCUACUCUACGGCGACGCCGGAGUGGGAGGGUACGUGAGGUGAUAAUGGGUGACGGAGCCGCGUUGAUAAAGACGUCGUCAGAUAUCGCGCGGCCGCGGUCCGUACGUCGCCGUAAGCGCCGGCCGACAAGUCGUCGUCGUUGACGUUGCCGUAAGACGAGCAAGAACUCCCGCGACCACGGAACCUCGAUCGUACGAUCGACCCUUCGGCCGUCCCGGAGCAAACGAGAGAGUAGCAGCGUUCAUCCGCAGAAUCAUUUGGACUUUUCCCCAAGUGUUGUUGGAAAACAGUCGAAACGUAGCUCGGGGAAUCAACCUCGGAAGAAUUAACGGCUGAUACAUCGAUCCCGAUAACGCGAGCGUGAUUCGAGAGAACAAAGUAUCGUCUCGCUGUGUUCUCAGGGAUGAUAUCCACUAAACGGCGACGGAGAAAGAAAUUUUCCAGAUCGCGAGAGAAGAAAGAAGAGAAGAAGAAGAAGAGGGAGAAAUUCUGCUCUAGUCGGCAAACAUGGAUAAUUACACGUCCGACUCGAGCGACUCGGACUCCAGCAAGACGCUGGACCUGUCGUACCUGUCGCUGAGCGCCGAGGAACUCGAUGAGCACCUGAUAAACGUCAAAUACCCGGAGCACGUGGACACGCUGUUGCUGAAGCAAAACCGCCUGAGCAGCUUGCCAUCCAGCCUCGUCAGAUUCACCAGUCUCGGCGCCCUCGAUAUCUCCGGCUGCGGCCUCAGCAGGUUGCCAGACUUCUGGCCGGAUUGUCCGCUCACCUGUUUGGUCGCCAAACACAACCACCUGACGAACGACGGUCUGGUCAAGGCCUUCGAGAACCUGACUUCUCUGCGGGAGCUGAACCUCAACGGCAAUCGGCUCGAAGAGUUCCCCGACCAGGUGCUCGACCUGGUGGAUCUCAAGUAUCUCUACCUCGGCGGCAACCUCAUCCGCGAGAUCACGGAGAAUAUUUGGAAGUUGCAGAGGUUGCAGGUGCUGUCGGUGGGAGGCAACAGAUUGUCGGAAGUGCCGUCCACCCUCGGUCAGCUCAAGGCCCUGCAGGCCCUCGUGCUGUGCGACAACAUGCUGGAGAGCUUGCCGAGCUCGAUCGCCAACCUGACGAAACUGAAGUCGCUGUUGCUCCACAAGAAUAGCCUAAGGACACUGCCCACCGAGAUUAUCAAGCUGAAAUGCCUGACAGAGUUGUCUCUGCGAGAUAAUCCGCUGGUGGUGAGAUUCGUGUCCGACAUGACGCACGACCCGCCGUCCCUGCUGGAGUUGGCGGCGCGCGUCGUCAAGAAUAACGAUAUCCGCUACGACGAUGGGGAGGUGCCGCGGAACCUGCUGGAGUACCUCGACAGCGCGCACAGCUGCGUCAAUCCCAAGUGCAAAGGUGUCUUCUUCAAUAAUCAUGUGGAGCACGUCAAGUUCGUGGACUUCUGCGGGAAAUAUCGCCUGCCGUUGCUGCAAUAUCUGUGCAGCAGCAAAUGCAUCGAGCCACGCGACGGCGACGAGGAGCUCGUGUGCGGCGCCAUGAUCAGGAAGGUCCUUCUUGGUUGAAAGCCCGAAGAACCCAUUCACAUCUAUCGGAGACGAGAACGACGGCCCGGCGAAGGUCUCGAUCUUUGCUCCUUGUCUUGGUUUUCCACAGAUGGAUCGGCGAUAUCCGCAACUUGGACGUUAACACACAAUACACACACAUACUCACACAUAUGCACACACACUCGUAUGUUUAUAUUUUCUACUCUAAGUUAAGCGAUGCGUGUGCACGUUGCGGCGAAUGACGCAAGUACAGUUCGGCAAAAUACAAUAAAUAAAAUGUUCGAUAAAAAUA
Dinoponera quadriceps is the source of this 1864-nucleotide messenger RNA. Its product is annotated as leucine-rich repeat-containing protein 58. Lineage: Eukaryota; Metazoa; Arthropoda; Insecta; Hymenoptera; Formicidae. The record is from RefSeq and is a predicted model, not a curated record. Gene Ontology annotation, molecular function: protein binding. The transcript has 6 exons. The coding region runs from base 547 to 1590 and encodes 347 amino acids.